Messenger RNA from Ilex paraguariensis (yerba mate), 399 nucleotides. Lineage: Eukaryota; Viridiplantae; Streptophyta; Magnoliopsida; Aquifoliales; Aquifoliaceae. The record is from the annotation of a GenBank genome assembly.
AUGACCAAACCGGUGGUUGCACCGCUGCCCACAGUUAAAGACACAGUUAUUGACAGUACUGCUGUGAUUUCCGAUCAACUUUCUGGGUUACCGGAGUUUAUUUUCAAUGAAGAUAAUAACCAAUCUGACCCUAUGAUGGAUUUUGAGAUAGAGAAAUUUCUAUCAGACGUUCUUGACUCUGAACUUGCACCAGUGUGUGAGUUUGACAUUGGGGUGGUCAAAGGUGGUGAUACUAGCAGCAACACAACUGAACAGUGCAGCUACUCAUCUCCUAAUUCUGAUCAAACUGUGGUGUGCACUGAAGAUAUGUUGCGUAAUUCGGAUCUUGGAUCGAUGGCAACUGCUCUUGAUCCUGAAGUGGAUUGGCUUCAAGAUAAGAGAGAAAAAUAAUAAUUGGUG